This is a messenger RNA of Scedosporium apiospermum, 1044 nucleotides long. RefSeq lists its product as uncharacterized. The transcript is spliced from 3 exons. Lineage: Eukaryota; Fungi; Ascomycota; Sordariomycetes; Microascales; Microascaceae. The coding region runs from base 1 to 1044 and encodes 347 amino acids. The record is from RefSeq and is a predicted model, not a curated record.
AUGGCAGCAGACCCCCUCGACAACGUCGGAACGGUGCCUCACCGUUCCCUCCUAGCUCUAGUCUGGACCUCCUUUAGCGCCGCCCUCCUCUUCGUCGUCUUACGCACCAUCAUCCGCUUCAAGAUCGCCACGCGUCUCACCGUCGACGACUACGGCAUCUUCCUCGCCCUCGCCACGCUCCUGACGUUAUGCAUCCUCGAGACCAUCCAGCUGCCGAGCCUCUACCACAUCACGGCCGUCAUACAGGGUCGCAUCCCAAUUUCUACCGAGCUCAUGUCCCAGACCGAGGAGUACCUGCGCUACGAGUUCGCCAUCAUCAUACUUUUCUGGAGCGUACUGUGGUUUGUGAAGGCGAGUUUUCUGGCGCUGUACUUCAAGCUCUUCAAGGAACUGCCGCAUUACCGCAAGGCGUGGUAUGUCCUCGCCGUGUUUACGGUGCUGGCGUACGCUGGCUGCGUGACGACGCUGUGCGUCUCGUGCGGGCCCAUCGACAACUUUUUCAAGUUUGCGCAGUGCGGUGGGCCCCAGCAGGUGUGGGCGUCGAAUUUGAGCAUUUACUUUAGCACGGCCAUUGAUGUUUUUACCGACCUCUGCAUCAUGGCAAUGCCGCUCAAGUUGAUUUUCAACGUCAAAAAGAUUUCUCUGAAGCAAAAGGCCGGGCUUGCCUGCGUGUUCAGCUUGUGCUUCGUCAUGAUUGCCUUUUCCAUCAUCCGCGCGAAGCAGGUCCUCGUGCCGCAGUACUUUGUCAACUUGACGUUGCUCAUGAUUUGGUCUACUCUUGCGGCUUCCAUAUCGGUCAUUGUUGGUAGCCUCCCUCCUCUCAAGAUUCUCAUCACGAACCGUGCUUCGGCGAAGCGCUCUCGCAACGACUCGAGGAACCACCAGUUCAGCAAUAACGACCCUCGCAAAAACAGCGUGGUGUUGAGCUCACUCUCGAGUGAGAGGAAGCACGCUGGCGUGAGGUGUCCGACGACGAGCGAGUCGCAAGAGGAGAUGCUCCGUUCAGGAGGAGCGCAGUUUGUCAUAGUGAAGCAUGAUGUAUGA